AUGCCCGAGGCGUCCACCUCUCCCAGACCCCAGAAUGAAAUGGAUGACGUGCCCUUCUUUGACAUCCAGCUGCCUUACGAACUGGCAAUCAACAUAUUUCAGUAUCUGGACAGGAAAGACCUGGGAAGGUGUGCACAGGUGAGCAAGACGUGGAAGGUGAUUGCCGAAGACGAAGUGCUUUGGUACCGGCUGUGCCGGCAGGAAGGGCACCUUCCCGAGAGCAGCAUCUCUGAUUACUCGUGCUGGAAGCUCAUCUUCCAAGAGUGCCGAGCCAAGGAACACAUGUUAAGAACCAACUGGAAGAAUCGCAAAGGUGCCGUGAGCGAACUGGAGCACGUUCCCGAUGCGGUUUUGUGUGACGUGCAUUCCCAUGACGGCGUUGUCAUUGCCGGAUAUACAUCAGGGGACGUAAGGGUGUGGGACACCCGCACCUGGGACUACACAGCCCCUUUCCUGGACUCAGAGUAUGAGGAGGACGAGCCUGGAAUGCAGCCAUAUGUCUCCUUUGUGAGGAUAAACAGCUCGCUGGCGGUAGCGGCUUAUGAGGAUGGGUUUCUUAAUAUCUGGGAUCUAAGGACCGGAAAGUAUCCCAUCCAUCGUUUUGAGCAUGACGCAAGAAUACAGGCACUAGCCCUCAGCCAGGAAGAUGCAACGGUUGCCACAGCUUCCGCUUUUGAUGUUGUAAUGUUGCGCCCCAACGACGAGGGCUACUGGCAGAUCGCGGCAGAGUUCGAAGUUCAGAAACUGGUUGACUACCUUGAAAUCGUUCCAGAUACCGGAAGGUAUCCUGUGGCAGUGGCCACAGCUGGAGAUCUGGUGUACCUGCUGAAAGCUGAAGACUCUGCCAGAACCCUCCAUUACGUCUAUGGCCAGCCGGUCACGUGUCUGGAUGUCUCAGCCAACCAGGCUGCUUUUGGUGUGAAGAGUCUGGGAUGGGUAUACGAAGGAAACAAGAUCCUGGUGUACAGCCUGGAGGCAGAGCGCUGCCUCUCGAAGCUGGGUAACGCGCUCGGGGAUUUCACUUGCGUCAACCUCAGAGACAGCCCUCCCAACCUCAUGGUCAGUGGCAACAUGGACAGGAGGGUGAGGAUCCAUGACUUCCGCACUGACAAAAUCGCCCUGUCGCUCUCCGCCCACCAACUGGGCGUCUCUGCAGUGCAGAUGGACGACUGGAAAAUCGUCAGUGGAGGCGAAGAAGGCCUGGUCUCGGUGUGGGACUAUCGAAUGAACCAGAAGCUGUGGGAGGUGCAUUCCAGGCACCCCGUCCGCCACCUGUCCUUCAACAGCCACAGCCUCAUCACGGCCAACGUGCCCUACGAGAGGGUGGUGCGCAACACCGACCUGGACUUCACGGCCCACAGGAGGCACCGCGGGCUGAUCCACGCCUACGAGUUCGCGGUGGACCGGCUGGCCUUGCAGAGCACGCUGCCCGUCUGCCGUUCGUCCGCGGACCCCACGGCCGGCCACGGCUAUGCCCUCGCGCUCGCCUUCCCCCAGGACCGGAGUUAG
Puma concolor (puma) is the source of this 1509-nucleotide messenger RNA. Lineage: Eukaryota; Metazoa; Chordata; Mammalia; Carnivora; Felidae. The record is from RefSeq and is a predicted model, not a curated record.